UCCACGCAGUGCAGAGAUAUUAUUGUCGCCGGUCGGCAAACGUCUUCUCAGGUGAUGAUUUCCGUCCACGACUCGUAGCUGCAUCGCCUCCAGCCGUGGAAAUGAGCGGUUCUGUGCGAGUUGGGUCGGAGAUGGUUCUGAUAUUGUACAUUGCUGCCACCUUUCUCACACCUUAUGUGUGGGCCCAGGUCAGUGUGCAGAGUGUGGUGGUGGAGGCCAAGAACAUCACACUCCAAGCAGGAUCGAAGGCUUUUCUGCCAUGUCGCAACCAGCAUGUCGUCUGGAGGCAGGACCACCUCCGUGAUCGGCAACGUGUGGUGCAUUGGGACCGUCACCGGAAUCGGCCUGAUUAUAUGACGGAGCGAGUUCUAGACAUGUACUCAGGAGGAACCGAGCGCGUGUACAAUGCCUACAACAAGGGCCGCAUAACUGUCUCCAAAGACGCCUUCAGUGAUGGCAACUUCUCUCUCAUCAUCCAUAAUGUGGACAUGAAUGAUAAAGGUAUAUAUACCUGCAAUUUGCACCAUCAUUACUGCAAGGUUCAUCAGUCCAUCCAAAUCCAGUUGAAUGUCACUAAGUCAUCCAGCAAGGAGAAGCGUAUGUGGGACGGGGAGAAGUCUGUCAUCGUGGUUCUGGCAGGAAGCAGCGUGGUUUUGCCCUGUGUGAACCGUCGCCCUCUGUGGAGGGAUGGCCUUCAAGAGGAGGGCCAGCAGCAGGUCGUUCACUGGGACUAUCAGGCUCCAGGGGUGACCCGCGACCGUGCUGACCGCCUCAUUGACCUGUACGCUUCUGGGGAGAAGAGAAAAUUUGGGCCGCUUUUUCUCCUCCACAAGAUGAACGUCUUAGCUGAAGCCUUCUCCAUGGGGGAUUUCUCUCUCACUAUUACUGACAUACAGCCUGCUGAUAAAGGCCUGUACUCCUGCCACCUCCACCACCAUUACUGUGGCCUGCACGAGAGGCGCAUCUUCCGGGUGAUCGUGGACCCUCCUGUGCCAGAUCUGCCACCUGCAACCACACCUACUGAGCCACAGCCCACUCAUCCUACUCAUCCUCAAACCCCAAAACAACUCCCAGAAGACCAGGACGAUGACCCUGGUACAAAUAUGGUCGAGGCGCCCCACAUCUUAAACGUGAUCCUGCCGGAGAGCCGAACCCACCUCUUGCACCAGGCUGGCUACAUUCUGGCUUUCUUCCUGCUGCUACUGCUCAUACUCAUAGGAAUCAUCAUGACCACAAGGCAGUGCAAAAAGAAAGGGCUGGAGUCUGACAUUCGGAGGUCUGUAAGGAGUCAGAGAGCAGAAAUUGAGCUAGAGUUGCAACCGACUCAACUGAGACCCUACGUUCAGGAAGACCUUCGACUUGACUACAAGAACAACAUAAUGAAGGAGAGGGCUGAGAUGAACAACUAUCCUGCUCCAAGAAUGAUAGAUCUCAACAGAGAAAUGGAGAAGCUGUCGCGGAAGUGAGUGAGGGCGAGCUGCUGGCUGGUCCAGAGCGUGAUUUAUGGGAUUCAGGAGGACUGCAGAUGUUCACGUAGAAUCUUUACUGUAUAUUCAGAAAGGAAGAUGAGUGGCUGUCAUAACCCAAAUACUCAUCUACACACAUUUUUUUAUUUCUUUUUUAAUGUUUAUGCCUAUGCAGUGUUUCCUCUGGGGCUGUUUAUCCCUGAAGUAAACUUAGUUUAGUGUCUUUUGGUCAGCAGUUAAAGAGGCACUUUGGCCAAAAUGUAACCAGCACUCCAUCUAUUGUAAACGUGCUUACUACGUAUCCUACAGUGGUACCGCAUUAGUCUCUAGAAUGAGAUUUUUAGAUUAAAUUCUAAGAAAACUUUCUAAAGAUGUAUCUUGAACCUUUGAAAAGCUACAAGUGAUUUGUGUCAGAUGCAGGUUGCUGGUGAGCGCAGCAGGAAGCCAAACAGAUAACACUGGUGCCAGGGAGCAGAAUAAAUUAUAUAUUUUAAAUUUAAACAGUGGUGAAAAUAAAUACAUGGCAACAGAUUAUAGCAAUACAGAAAAACAGUGAUUACUAAAAUCAAUAUGUUAGCUGGUAUAUUUGUUUUGACGUUAGAUGGCAACCGGUUCCUAAUAGAGAUUUAUUGAAUUAUACCAGAUAUUUACUGAAUGCAUUUACUGAAACCAAAUAAACUGAGUGCAUUCAACCCAAAAUAUCUCAGGAAAUGAAAAGAUAUUUAUGAUUCCAGGACCAUGAACCUCAACAACCUGCAGUUAUAUGUAGUUAUGUAAGUGGUAUGAACUACUCAUAUGUCACCUUUGUAUAUGUACAUAAAUAUUAUGUGUAUUUUGGUACUCUGUCUCUCUGUAAUCGGUUUUUACACUUUAUGCUGUACGCGCACAGCUUCGUGCAGUCUUGACAUGUCAGGUAGAAACUGCUUCUUGCUUCAUUUGUAACUAAUACCUCCCUUCUCGUUAGUGCUCAAGCAUUUUAUGCAGUAGUACUAUUAGGCAUAGAAACAUACAUGACUAAGACUAAGAGUCCAAUGAUAAUGUUUAUCUAGUUUUGCAUUUAUUUCCUUCUAUUACUUAUUUUAUCUUAGUAUGACCAAGUUUUCCAAAAAUUAUGAUCUCAUGCAGUGCUGAUCUUUAAGGCGAAUGUAAUUUAACAUGAAGGUGACUGUGAGGGUUUUGGGAAACGAUGCAAUGACUAUAAUCACAUCUUAGGUACGGUUUUAUUUGAUCAGCAAUGCUUUUAGGACACUGGCUUUGCAAUAUGUUUAUGUGGAGAGGCAGAGGAGGUUGUGCUGAGUUAAAAGGCAUUGAACAAAAUGUGGCAAGCAUUCAAAUUGAAUAAACUGUAUUUUUAAAUAAUCCGCU
This is a messenger RNA of Pygocentrus nattereri (red-bellied piranha), 2831 nucleotides long. RefSeq names its product matrix-remodelling associated 8b (gene mxra8b). Gene Ontology annotation, biological process: cell adhesion; establishment of glial blood-brain barrier. The record is from RefSeq and is a predicted model, not a curated record. NCBI's taxonomy places the organism in Eukaryota, Metazoa, Chordata, Actinopteri, Characiformes, Serrasalmidae. Bases 102 to 1466 code for a protein of 454 amino acids. The transcript has 10 exons. Gene Ontology annotation, cellular component: membrane; cell surface.